CGGCUCAACUCGACUACGAUUUACAACGAGACCUGAGUAUUUUGAGAGCGAGAGCCUCCCGGUGACGAAAUAGUGUGCGAAUCGAGGAGUCUGACAGAGACGAGGAGAUUGUCGAUCGAGCAGGCAGCAAGCAGAGUCGGCAUCCCCCACCCACCGAAAGCACUAUAUCUCGUUUAUCUCUGAUUUGAUUUCACACUUUUUAGAGCUACGAUAAAAAAUAAAAUGGGCAAGAAUUUCGACGAGGCCGCUUUGCUCAAAUCUCUUGAAGGUGUUCCUGAUGCGGAAAAAGUUCAGAAACUAAUUAAAAAACUUGCCGAAUCUGAAAAACAAAAUGCUGAAUUGAAAAUAAAAGUUUUGGAUUACGACAAGGUUGUGAAGGUCAAGGACUUGACAGAGAAGAAACUGGAAAGAAAUAAUCAGAUCCUUCUCCGUACCGAAGAAGCCAAGAGCAAAUUGGAAGAGUUAUGCAGAGGACUUCAAAAGGCGAAUCAUCAAACCCGCGAGGAAGCAUGUGCCAAAAUGAAGAAGUUGGAAGUGGAAAGAGGAUUAGCUGUUGAGCAACUGAAAGUGACUCUUAAAGAUAUUGAGAAGACAAUGGCUGAAGGAAGAAGCAAAUCGGAUUCAUUAGCCGAAGAUAAUAAGAAGCUGAGCGAGAAAUUCUCUGAAAUUGGACAUCAAUACGAAGAAAAGAUGAAAGUAAUUGAUCAACAGAUCCAGAAGAAGGAGAAAUAUUGGGAAGAGUAUGGAAAGACCAAGGAUUUGGAGAUUAAGCUGCUUACAGCAAAGCUUGAAUCUGCAUCGAUUCAAGUUAAGAAAUCAGGAAUGGAAAAAGAUGAAUUGGCGAAGAUUAUGUUGGAAGAAACAGCUCGUGUUGGUGGAGCAUUGAAGACUGAAAAAGCACUUCGUGAGCAAGUUCAAGAGUAUUCUGCAAAAUAUUCUGAAUUGACAAGUUGCUUGUCGAAAAGUAAUGAAGCAUUUGAUAAGUUCAAAGAUGAAAUUUCAAGAGUCAAUAAGAAGUGUAUGCAAGUAGAGAAAGAGGGCCUUUCUUACAAAAAGAAGUCUGAUGAGGCUAAUAAAAAAGUGCUUGUGUUGACUAUGACAAAUCAAGAAUAUGCCGAGAAGAUCGCCACAUCGGACAAGAAAAUUCAAAUGCUUGAGAACCUGUGUCGCGCUCUCCGAAAAGGCGAACAGGAGCCGGUGACCACUGCCGAAACAACCGAGGCAAACUGAGAAUAUAUUACUGUUCCCUCAUUAAUACGCCGAAUUCUUCUGGUCCCGGAUCUCGUGUAUAUAUAUAUCAAACUAACAGUGACAAAUAAUAAUACUAGUAUACCUGUUUUCAUAAUUUUGUUGUUUUCUAAAAUCUCACAGCUUUUCUCCAAAUGUUUUGACUGACCAUUUUUCGUCUCCUUCCAUUACAUCCCAAUCCCCAACCACAAGGAAACGUAAUUUAUUUCAUCUUUUUUAUAAAUAUUCUCGUUG
This is a messenger RNA of Caenorhabditis elegans, 1482 nucleotides long. It is a transcript of the gene T22C1.6, whose product is annotated as Transport and Golgi organization protein 1 homolog. The record is from RefSeq and is marked reviewed. Lineage: Eukaryota; Metazoa; Nematoda; Chromadorea; Rhabditida; Rhabditidae. The coding region runs from base 223 to 1230 and encodes 335 amino acids. The transcript is spliced from 6 exons.